CAGCGGCUGAUGCUGGUGGGCCGCGCGCCGGCUGCCGUCGACUUGAGCGAGGAGCUGUUUGCGUAUAGCAGCCUGGGCACGCCGCCGUUACCGGGUCGCAGCUAAACUAUGUGCUCCUGCAGGGCGGGCACCAUGUUGCAUUCAUCUUUGUAUCCCCAGCACUAGUAGUGUUGGCAUAUAGUAGGCACUCAAGAAAUGUAUGUUGAAUGAGCGAUGCCUGUGACAAGCAACUGGACUUUAUUCUUUCCUGACCCUUGCUCCUAUGACACAACUCCUCCUGACUGCCACUGUCACCCCUUCAGAGCAGAACUUCUCUAGGGAACCUGGAAGGGAAACAGCUAUGGCCAAGGAUAUCCUGGGGGAAGCAGGGCUGCACUUCGAUGAGCUGAACAAGUUGCGGGUGUUGGACCCAGAGGUUACCCAGCAGACCAUAGAGCUCAAGGAAGAGUGCAAGGACUUUGUGGACAAAAUUGGCCAGUUUCAGAAAAUAGUUGGUGGUCUAAUUGAGCUUGUUGAUCAACUUGCAAAAGAAGCAGAAAAUGAGAAGAUGAAGGCUAUUGGUGCUCGGAACUUGCUCAAAUCCAUUGCAAAGCAGAGAGAAGCCCAACAGCAGCAACUUCAAGCACUGAUAGCAGAAAAGAAAAUGCAGCUAGAAAGGUACCGAGUUGAAUAUGAAGCUCUGUGUAAAGUAGAAGCAGAACAGAAUGAAUUUAUUGACCAGUUUAUUUUUCAGAAGUGAACUGAAAAUUUCAUUUUUUAUAGCAGGAAGGAAAAAAAGCCCCCCAAAAGCAAAAAUCCUCUGUGCCAUUCCAGUGACUUGUCUAAUGACCUAAGCAUGUCAUGACAGAGUGUCAGGAACACAGUCCUCUGAAGGCAAUAAUGCCACAUUUGAGGGCACUGGUACUACACGUCAGCACACAGCCACUGCCAGUGGCAAGGCAGGGCAGGGCAGGGCCUCACCUCUUGAAUCUUAGUAUGAACUAAGCAGUCUGUAAACCUUGAUUCACUUUUUUGUAAAUUCACAAAGCUUUGGAAGGAAAAGCAAUAAAUUAUUGUUUUCAAAUGGC
This is a messenger RNA of Castor canadensis (American beaver), 1067 nucleotides long. RefSeq names its product intraflagellar transport 20 (gene Ift20). The record is from RefSeq and is a predicted model, not a curated record. Gene Ontology annotation, biological process: cilium assembly; protein localization to cilium. Gene Ontology annotation, cellular component: non-motile cilium; ciliary base; ciliary basal body. Lineage: Eukaryota; Metazoa; Chordata; Mammalia; Rodentia; Castoridae.